GAUAUUUUGAUAUAUUUUCACAUUCCUAUCUGGAUCAAGUUUGCAGAUAAACAAUAAACAAUUUUGGUACUUUCCCCAUUAUAGAGUAGCAAAUGAUAUUACUAUAUUUUGUGGUAGAAGGAAGAUCUUCAACGGAAUUACAGACGGUUGCAUCAGAAUGGCCAAAGAUUACUACAAAAUUCUGGGCAUAGAACGGAAUGCAUCCAGCGAAGAGGUGAAGAAGGGCUACCUGCGGAUGGCGCGGCGCUAUCACCCGGACAAGAAUAACCAUCCACAGGCGGAGGAUAAGUUCAAGGAGAUGAAAGCAGCGUACGAGAUCCUGUCCGACAAGGAGAAGCGCGAGAUCUACGACCAGUUUGGUGAGGAGGGCCGAAGGUUCCGUAACAAGCCGGCGACCUUCGCCCAGCCCACCUAUAAGACAUUUACACGGAAAACAACAUUUACUACUACAUUUACGGCCAACAACAAUGGCUCAACAUAUGAUGCAUCCAGAGGUUCAGGCCGCGGAACAUUUUUUAAAAGCACAUUUUUCUAUACCGGCAUCGGCAUUGGCAUUGUUGUUGCUGCUGCUGCUGGAUAUCUAACGUACAAACGUUUCCGAAGCGGAAACUUAGAAGAAAUAGCCAAGGCAGCUUCUGAAUUGACGGCUUCCGACGCUGCACCCAAUUUAUCAGCUAGUACUGUGGGAAAAAUAACUCAAGCUACAAUGGAAAAAACUAUGGCUACCAUAAAUUGGACUUUUAAAUGGAAGGAUUCCGAUGCCGCAUCGUCUUUAGGAUCUCCACCAGCUUCGUCAGCUAGUAUUGUGGAAAAAAUAGGUCAAGCUACAAUGGAAAAAACUAUAAAUAAGGCUUCUGAUGCCGCAUCCUCUUUAGGAUCUCAACUUGCUUCGUCAGCUAGUACAGUGGGAAAAAUAGGUCAAGCUACAAUGGAAAAAACUAUGGCUGCCGUAAACUGGGCUUUUAAAUGGAAGGAUUCCGAUGCCGCAUCCUCUUUAGGAUCUCAACUUGCUUCGUCAGCUAGUACAGUGGGAAAAAUAAGUCGAGCUACAAUGGAAAAAACUAUGGCUGCCGUAAACUGGGCUUUUAAAUGGAAGGAUUCCGAUGCCGCAUCCUCUGUAGGAUCUCCACCAGCUUCGUCAGCUAGUACUGUGGGAAAAAUAGGUCAAGCUACAAUGGAAAAAACUAUAAAUAAGGCUUCUGAUGCCGCAUCCUCUUUAGGAUCUCAACUUGCUUCGUCAGCUAGUACAGUGGGAAAAAUAGGUCAAGCUACAAUGGAAAAAACUAUAAAUAAGGCUUCUGAUGCCGCAUCCUCUUUAGGAUCUCAACUUGCUUCGUCAGCUAGUACAGUGGGAAAAAUAGGUCAAGCUACAAUGGAAAAAACUAUGGCUGCCGUAAACUGGGCUUUUAAAUGGAAGGAUUCCGAUGCCGCAUCCUCUUUAGGAUCUCAACUUGCUUCGUCAGCUAGUACAGUGGGAAAAAUAGGUCAAGCUACAAUGGAAAAAACUAUGGCUAUCGUAAACUGGGCUUUUAAAUGGAAGGACUCCGAUGCCGCAUCCUCUGUAGGAUCUCCGCCAGCUUCAUCAGCUAGUACUGUGGGAAAAAUAGGUCAAGCUACAAUGGAAAAAACUAUGGCUAUCGUAACCUGGGCUUUUAAAUGGAAGGAUUCCGAUGCCGCAUCCUCUGUAGGAUCUCCACCAGCUUCGUCAGCUAGUACUGUGGCCAGUGCAUCCAAGGAUGUCUUGUCGAAAGUGACAAAGUGGUUCCAGAAUUAAAGGACGUCUGUUUUCAUUUCUACCCCUUAUGAUAACAUUUUAUUCAAUUUGUGAACUAACUUCACCUAUAUCUUUUAUAAAGCCUUAAACUUUAAAGGUUUUAAUAAAUAAGUUUUAUAAAAUCAAAA
Messenger RNA from Drosophila kikkawai, 1902 nucleotides. RefSeq lists its product as uncharacterized. Lineage: Eukaryota; Metazoa; Arthropoda; Insecta; Diptera; Drosophilidae. The record is from RefSeq and is a predicted model, not a curated record.